Messenger RNA from Gasterosteus aculeatus aculeatus (three-spined stickleback), 1466 nucleotides. Its product is annotated as nucleotide sugar transporter SLC35D1. Lineage: Eukaryota; Metazoa; Chordata; Actinopteri; Perciformes; Gasterosteidae. The record is from RefSeq and is a predicted model, not a curated record.
UGCGCCGAACUACUGUUCUCUUCCGUCUGAACUCUCGUCUCGAUCGAUAUAAUCGCGUAAAAAAAAAACUAAUGGCGGAGCUCCACAAACGCCGGGCAAAGUCGCCCCUCGAGGAGGCGUCCGAGAGCACGACGCCGGGCAGCAGCUCGGCGGCGCACCGGCGACUGUUGGCAGCGGGAUUCUACGGAGUCAGUUCGUUCCUCAUCGUUGUGGUCAACAAAAGCGUCCUGACGAGCUACAGAUUUCCGUCCUCGACAUGCGUUGGAAUCGGCCAAAUGUUGGCUACGGUUGUAGUCCUGAGGACCGGGAAGAUGUUCGGCGUCAUCUCGUUUCCAGAUGUGGAUCGGUCGAUACCGCGCAAGAUGUUUCCGCUGCCUCUCCUGUACGUGGGGAAUCAAAUAUCGGGGCUGUUUGGGACGCAGCGUCUCAAUCUGCCCAUGUUCACGGUCUUGAGGCGGUUCAGCAUCUGUCUCACCAUGCUGUUCGAGGGACUCUUGCUCAAGAAGACGUUCUCCGCCCCGGUGAAGGCCACGGUGUUCGCGAUGGUCUUCGGCGCGUUUGUCGCCGCCAGCGCUGAUCUAGCUUUCGACCUGCUAGGAUACAUCUUCAUAAUGACGAACAACGUCCUGACGGCGGCCAGCGGGGCGUACGUGAAGCAGAAGCUGGAUUCCAAGGAGCUGGGCAAAUACGGGCUUCUCUACUACAACGCUUUAAUCAUGAUUUUCCCCACUACCGCGUACGCCUACUACUCCGGGGACCUGCAAGUGGGGUUGGCGUAUGGUGGCUGGUCCGAUCAGCUGUUUGUUGUGCAGUUUGUGCUCUCCUGUGUCAUGGGCUUCGUGCUGAUGUACUCCAUCAUGCUGUGCACGCAGUACAACUCGGCGCUCACCACCUCCAUCGUGGGCUGCAUUAAGAAUAUCCUUGUGACCUACAUCGGGAUGAUGUUCGGAGGAGACUACAUAUUCACCUGGACCAACUUCGUAGGUCUGAACAUCAGCAUCGCCGGCAGCCUGGUGUACUCCUACAUCACCUUCACGCAGGAGCAAACCAAAAAGGCGUAAACCACGGAGUCCCGAGCCGUCAUACAAGAGCCGCCAAUGUCCACAAAACAUCAAGUUUUAAGCUGUUUGAAUGUUUUGAAAAAAUGUAUGUGUAUUCGUUGUAUUUCGUCAGCAUGUUUUAGCUGCAAUCAAGCCGAGUAAAGUUGUCUUUAAGUGCCUUUUCAUAUUUCACUGGUUCAGUGAGUCUUGGGCACUUUAAUAUUUGACAAAUCAAUGUACUUAAAGGAAAGAUCAUAUUCCGAUUUCUCCACACCAGUUUUUAAUAUGUAGUUUAUUUUAAAUACAUUCCUACUGCUGAUCUUCACUAUUUUAAACGGUGUAAUCAUAUUACCAUGAUUGUUUCUGAUCAAGGCCAAGGAGUCGUUGAACAUUUUAAAUAUUGUAAUAAAUGAGAUUUUUACUUUA